This is a messenger RNA of Paramisgurnus dabryanus, 537 nucleotides long. Lineage: Eukaryota; Metazoa; Chordata; Actinopteri; Cypriniformes; Cobitidae. The record is from RefSeq and is a predicted model, not a curated record.
AUGGGCAAGAUCAUCUUCUACGAGGACAGAAACUUCCAGGGCCGCCACUAUGAGUGCAUGAAUGACUGCUCGGAUAUUUCUUCAUACCUGAGCCGUGUUGGCUCCAUCAGGGUGGAGAGCGGUUGUUUCGUUGCCUACGAGCGCAAUGGCUUCAUGGGCCAACAGUUUUUCCUGCGGAGGGGGGAGUACCAUGACAUCCAGCGCAUGAUGAGCAUGGGCAUGAUGUUUGACAACAUCAGAUCCUGCCGCAUGAUUCCUCCAUACAGAGGAUCUUUCAGAAUGAAGAUCUAUGAGAGGGAUAAUUUCGGAGGACAGAUGUACGAGCUGAUGGAUGACUGUGAUAACAUCAUGGAUCGUUUCCAUAUGUCCGACUGCCAGUCUUGUCAUGUGAUGGAGGGUCACUGGCUCAUGUAUGAGCAGCCUCACUAUAGAGGCAGGAUGAUAUACUUCAGGCCCGGAGAGUACAGGAGCUUCAGGGAGAUGGGAUACAGUAACAUGAGAUUUAUGAGCAUGAGGCGUAUCACUGACAUGUGCUAA